UGUUAUUAAGCGAAUAUUUACUUUUUCCUUAAAAUUUUUUUCUGUUUUUACGUAAAUUUCAAGUUAUAAUUCAUUCUGAUUUGUGAUAUUAAUGUAAAUACUACACGUCAAUUUUGUUCAGCGGACAGAAUGUCAGAUGACAGUGACGAUGACAGGAAUGUAGCAAUGGUUGUUCUUUCUGCUAUUAUGAUUUUUGAUGAGGAUGAGCAGGAGUAGGAAAGCAUUGCGGAAACUUUCUUGUCAUUUACAGAAAAAGAAGAGCAUAUAAAAUCUGAAUUCUUUUUCGAAUUAAUAAUACCAAGGUUUUCACCAUCAGAUUUUAAAUCCCACUUUCGAAUGACGAGGGAAACAUUCGAAACAUUAAGUCUAAUUUUGGGAUCUGAUUUGGAUACCCCACAAGUAAAUGUUCCCGUCGUGAAAAAAUUAGCCAUCGCCAUUUGGACAUUUAGCAAUCAGGAGGUAUAUCGAUCCAUAGCUGAUCGGUUUGGCGUAGCAAAGUCAACAGCUUGGCAAUGUAUGUUAGACGUCGCGACUGCACUUUGUGCACGCUCAAAAGAGUACAUUCAAUGGCCUAGGGAAGAAGUUGCAUUAGAAAAUGAAUAUAAAUUUCGACAAAUAUGUGGAUUUCCUGGCAUCAUUGGAGUUGUGGACGGAUGCUAUAUCCAAAUUAGUGCUCCUUCUGAAAAUCCUGAAAGUUAUGUCAACAGGCAUGGGUACUACUCUAUCAACUUUCAAGGAAUAUGCGAUGCUGAAAUGCGUUUCAUAGAUGUUUUCGCGGGUUGCUGCGGAAGCAUGAAUGAUGCAAGAGUCUGGCAACUUAGUGACAUUCAUCAAGAAAGUGUUCUUCAUAGUGAUGAUUAUUUUCCUAACCAAUGUCAUAUACUGGGAGAUAAGGCUUAUAAACUAAACUUUAAUAUGUUGACACCAUAUAAAAAUUUUGGAAAUAUGCCGAGAGUGCAAGUCUUCUAUAAUCUUCUUCACGCCCGAACACGUCAAAUCAUUGAAAGAGCCUUCGCACUCCUUGUUUGUCGUUUUCGACGUUUAAAAUACUUAUAUUUGCAAAAUGUACUCUACGCUUCUUUAAUAAUUCUCACAUGCUGCAUUCUUCACAAUAUUUGUAUUUCAUUCAAUGAUAUAAUUGAGGAUUAUGAAAUAGUACAUGAUAACGAUAAUUGUGAAGUACAGUUCGACAAUGAUGAUUCAAUUGUAGAAGUACCGCAAAGAAAUGAAAAUCGCUUUCAUCCUGAAAUAAAGCGCAAUAUUGUGGAUAAUGAAUUGUUUGCUAAUCAAAGAAUAUAAUUUAUUUAACAGGGAUAGAUAAAAAUCUAAAUUACUAAACUCAGUUUGGUUUUGUGUCGACUUGAAACUAAAUAAAUAUAUUUCUAAAACUAAAUUAAAAAAAGAAAGAUUUAAAAAUGAAAAUCGAAUUGUUUUAGUGUAGAUCAAAAAUAAAUGUCUAAGAAAAUCAAUUAUUCACUCUUAAUAAAAAAAUCACUGCAAACAACAAAAUAUUUAAAGAAGUAGUAUAAUAACAUUAACAAUAGCUAUAAAGUAGAAUAAAAAGACUACAAUAAUAAAGUUGAGUUAGUAAACCUGAUUUUCAUGUAUCUGUAAAUAUUUCGUUUUUUAUAAUAAUUUUUAUUAAUAAUACUAAAUAUUAUAAGUUUUAAUAUUUUAGUUUCGAGUCGACACGAAACAAAAUUCAUUUUUUUAAUUUUGUUUCGUUUGAGUAUCUGUCCCUGCUAUAUAAUUUAAAUUUUCAUAUAAUCCAAACAUCACAAAUCAAAAUAAAGUCAUCACUACAGAGUGAGAGAAAGAAAAAAUGCAUAAUAUCCUAAUGUUCAUUGAAGAUUUUGCAACCUGACAGUAAGCUUGAGAAACUUACAAGACAUACUUGCUGUUAAUGUGCUACAUGCACGGAAAGUUGCGAAGUUGUGAAGACAGUGUUCUAUUUGCAAAAUGACUGUACUGUAAGUUUCUUAAAAAUUUAAGUUACUUGAGUGAUUUUUCAACUGCAAUAUCAAGUUCAACGAUAUUAAAUAGACUUUUACU
Leptopilina heterotoma is the source of this 2052-nucleotide messenger RNA. RefSeq names its product putative nuclease HARBI1. The coding region runs from base 337 to 1299 and encodes 320 amino acids. NCBI's taxonomy places the organism in Eukaryota, Metazoa, Arthropoda, Insecta, Hymenoptera, Figitidae. The transcript has 4 exons. The record is from RefSeq and is a predicted model, not a curated record.